This is a messenger RNA of Eublepharis macularius, 7147 nucleotides long. RefSeq names its product zinc finger protein 420-like. The transcript has 6 exons. Lineage: Eukaryota; Metazoa; Chordata; Lepidosauria; Squamata; Eublepharidae. Gene Ontology annotation, molecular function: RNA polymerase II cis-regulatory region sequence-specific DNA binding; DNA-binding transcription factor activity, RNA polymerase II-specific. Bases 213 to 3854 code for a protein of 1213 amino acids. The record is from RefSeq and is a predicted model, not a curated record. Gene Ontology annotation, biological process: regulation of transcription by RNA polymerase II.
AAAUUCCUUUGAUUCUGGGACGGUCCAUGACCUUUCAUGAGUCAUGGGUCACCUCUUUAGAUGGAGGUGUCCGUAUUUCUCUCUCUCUCUCUCCAAUAGAUCAGUCUUCUCUUUGGAGGAGGUCAUAGAUCCAGCACCUUCCUUGACAGAAGAAUCUGGCAGAGGAAGAGGGUGAUAUACUGCUCCAGGGGGAGGCCUUGGAGGAAGAGAGGAUGAGGGGAGAGCUGGACUCAGUUGGUCCCGAAGCAAGAAAGGGCCCUGAGGAUAGCAUGGCGUGGAGCAGAAGGGAACUGUGGGAAGGAACCUUGCAGAAGAGCCUUGGAGAGGAUUUCCCCCCCUCAGACGUGGAGCACCAGCAAUUCAGGCAAUUCCAAUAUCAAGAGGUCGAAGGACCCCGAAAGGUCUGCAGCCGACUCCACCACCUUUGCCUCCAGUGGCUGAAGCCAGAAAGGCACAGCAAAAAGGAGAUCCUGGACCUGGUGAUACUCGACCGUUUCCUGGCCAUCCUGCCCCCAGAGAUGGAGAGCUGGGUCAGGGAAUGCGGGCCGGAGACUAGUUCCCAGGCGGUGGCCCUGGCAGAAGGGUUCCUUCUCAGCCACGCAGCAGAUGAAAAUCAAGAUAAGCAGGUGCAGGAAAGGAUCGAGUGUUACCCCGGAGCAGCUUUUCUGGGUGAAGCUGUGAAACCAGCCAUAAAAUAUUUGCCAUAUCUUUGCAGCAAGGAGGACGCAACUUCUAUGGGGCCAGAACAGGGUCUGGUGACCUUUGAAGACGUGUCAGUUUAUUUCACUGAGGAGGAGUGGGCUCUACUGGAUGCGGAAGAAAGAAGCCUUCACAAGGAAGUCAUGGAGGAGAACUUUCAGAAUGUGGCCUCUCUGGAGGCAGAUAGUUCCCAGGGAAAGCCUGAGGAAGAACCACAACUCCCAUUGGAAGGGGAACAGCAGAGGAGAAGCAAUCAACAAAUACAUACCUGGAAGAAACCACAUAAAUGUCUGCAGUGUGGGAAGCACUUUGCUUGGAAUAAAGAACUUAUUGCCCAUUGUCGAAUCCAUACCGGGGAGAAACUACAUAAAUGUGAGCAGUGUGGGAAGAGCUUUCUUUGGAAUAGAGACCUUACAGCUCAUCGUCGAAUCCACACAGGGGAGAAACCAUAUAAAUGUGAUGAGUGUGGAAAGAGCUUUUCUCGGAAUGGAAACCUUACUGUCCAUCAACGAAUCCACACAGGGGAGAAACCAUAUAAAUGUGCUGAGUGUGGAAAGAGCUUUGCUCGGAAUGAACAACUUACUGUCCAUCGACGGAUACACUCAGGGGAGAAACCAUAUAAAUGUGCAGAGUGUGGGAAGAGCUUUGCUCAGAAGAACCACCUAACUUCCCAUCGAGGAAUCCACACAGGAGAGAAACCAUAUAAAUGUGCUGAGUGUGGAAAGAGUUUUGUUCGGAAUGAACAACUUACUGUCCAUCAACGAAUCCACACAGGGGAGAAACCAUAUAAAUGCGCUGAGUGUGGAAAGAGCUUUGUUCGGAAUGAACAUCUUACAGUCCACCGACGAACCCACACAGGGGAGAAACCAUAUAAAUGUGCAGAGUGUGGGAAGACUUUUGGUGACAGAUCACAUCUUACUGCCCAUCUACGCAUCCACACAGUGGAGAAACCAUACAAAUGUGCAGAGUGUGGGAAGACCUUUGCUCAGAGUCUAGAGCUUACUGUUCAUCAACAAAUCCAUGCAGGGGAGAAACCAUAUAAAUGUGUGGAGUGUGGGAAGAGCUUUGCUCGGAAUACACAUCUUGCUGACCAUCGACAAAUUCAUACAGGGGAGAAACCAUAUAAAUGUAUGCAGUGUGGGAAGUGCUUUGCUCGGAAUACGCACCUUACUGUCCAUCAACGAAUUCACACAGGGGAGAAGUUAUAUAAAUGCACAGAAUGUGGAAAGAGGUUUGCUAGAAGUGCAGAACUUACUGACCAUCGACGAAUCCACACAGGGGAGAAACCAUAUAACUGUGUGGAGUGUGGGAAGACCUUUGUUCAGAGGGCCCACCUUUAUGUCCAUCGAAGAAUACACACAAGAGAGAAACCAUACAAAUGCAAGCAGUGUGGGAAAAGCUUUGCUUGGAAUGCACAUCUUACUGUCCAUCAACAAAUCCACACAGGGGAGAAGCCAAAUAAAGGCAAACCUUAUGAAUGCGUGGAGUGUGGGAAGAGCUUUGUUCGGAGUCAACAGCUUACUAUCCAUCGACGAAUCCACACAGGGGAGAAACCAUAUAAAUGCAUGGAGUGUGGUAAAAACUUUGCUCGGAAUGCACAUCUUACCGUCCAUCGACGAAUCCACACAGGGGAGAAGCCAUAUAAAUGUGUGGAGUGCGGGAAGAGCUUUGCUCACAAUUCACAUCUUACUGUCCAUCGACGAACCCAUACAGGGGAGAAACCAUAUAAAUGUAUGGAGUGUGGGAAGAGCUUUAUUGAGGGUCAACAACUUACUAUCCAUCGACGAAUCCACUUAGGGGAGAAACCAUAUAAAUGUUUGGAGUGUGGGAAGAGCUUUAUUCGGAAUACAUAUCUUACUGACCAUCGACGAAUCCACACAGGGGAAAAACCACAUAAAUGUAUGGAGUGUGGGAAGAGCUUUGCUCGAAAUACAUAUCUUACUGUCCAUCGACGAAUCCACACAGGGGAGAGGCCAUAUAAAUGUGUGGAUUGUGGGAGGUGCUUUGCUGAAAAGUCAAAACUUACUAUCCAUCGAAGAAUCCACACAGGGGAGAAACCAUGUAAAUGUGUGGAGUGUGGGAAGAGCUUUGCUCAGAGUCUAUCGCUUGCUGCUCAUCAACGAAUCCAUACUGGGGAGAAACCAUAUAAAUGCAUGGAGUGUGGAAAGAGCUUUGCUCGGAAUACAUAUCUUACUGUCCAUCAGCGAAUCCACACAGGAGAGAAGCCAUAUAAAUGCAUGGAGUGUGGAAAGAGGUUUACUAGGUGUCCAGAACUUACUGACCAUAUACGAAUCCACACAGGAGAGAAACCAUAUAACUGUGUGGAGUGUGGGAAGAGCUUUACUCAGAGAGCCCACCUUUUUAUGCAUCGACGAAUCCACACAGGAGAGAAACCAUAUAAAUGCAUGGAUUGUGGAAAGAUGUUUUCUGAGAGUACAAAGCUUAAUGUCCAUCGAAGAAUCCACACAGGGGAGAAACCAUGUAAAUGUGUGGAGUGUGGGAAGACUUUUGCUCACAGUACACAGCUAACAUACCAUCUAGGAAUCCACACAUCAGAGAAACCAUAUAAAUUCGAGGAGUGUGGGAAGACCUUUGCUCAGAAUACACAUCUUACUGUCCAUCAACGAAUCCACAAAAGGAAGAAGCCACAUAAAUGCAUGGAGUGUGGAAAGAUGUUUUCUGAGAGUUCAAAGCUUAAUGUCCAUCAACGAAUCCACACAGGGGAGAAACCAUAUAAUUGUGUGGACUGUGGGAAGAGCUUUCCUCAGAGGGGCCACCUUACUGUCCAUCAACGAAUCCACACAGGGGAGAAACCAUAUAAAUGUGUGGAGUGUGGGAAGAGUUUUCCUCAGAUGGCCCACCUUACUGUCCAUCGACUUAUCCACACAGGGGAGAAACCAUUUAAAUGCAUGGAGUGUGGAAAGACAUUUGUUUGGAGUACAGAUCUUACUAACCAUCACCGAAUCCACACAGGGGAGAAACCAUAUAAAUGCAUGGAGUGUGGGAAGAGCUUUGCUCACAAUAGACGUCUUACUGUCCAUCGACGAAUCCACACGGGAGAGAAACCGUAUAAAUGUGUAGUGUGUGGAAUGAGCUUUGCUCAGAGGACACACCUUAAUGUCCAUCAAUGUAUCCACACUGGAGUAACCAUAUAAAAUUGUGGAGGGUGGAAAAAGCUUUGUUUAGAGGACAAAUCUUACUGCCCAUUGACAUAUUCACAGAAGGGAGAAACCAUAUGAUGCAUAGAGUGUGGAAAGAUGUUUGCUUAGAGUACAGAGCUUACUCACCCUCAAUGAACCCACACAACGGAGGAACAAUAUAAUGUGUGGAGUGUGAAAAGAGCUUUUCUUGGAGUUCAGGCCUUAUCGUGCAUCAAUGAAUCCACUCAGCAGAGAAAUCACAUAAAGGUUAAGAGUCUGGAAGAAACUUUUCUUUUCAGAGAUUCGGGGAAAUGACGACCUGAACAGUAGCAUUUCUAAAACACCCUAGACUUAUCUUGCUGUAGGUAUAUUUAUGCCAUGUAGAGGGAAUUUAUUCCUCUACUCAUAUACCUCUCCCUAUGGGGGAGACCUAACUGAUAGGUGAAUCCAUAGGAGGAGGCAUGAUUUAUUCAGACCCCACCGGGGUUCUGAUAAAACCAAAGUCAGCAGAGAAUAAGGGGCCUUUGCCAGUAAAGUUUGACCACCCUAUUUCUACCUGUUUUUUGCUUUUUUCUUGUUUUUCACAAAUCUGUAAUUUUUUUGGCUCAUUUCUAAAGAUUUCUGUUGGAAUGCUGGUAAAUCCCCAGCAGCACCUGACUUCACUGGAAAGAGAGUUUCUGAAAUUUAUGGACUUAAAAAGUACAAAGUAUAGAGAACUGAUCUAUUAGAGAUUUGUAACAGUGCAGAGAUAAAGUAUUGAAUUGUGCCUAGCUUAAGUUAAUUACUUCUUUCAAAAAAGCUCUAACCUUAAACAGAGCGGAAACAUCAGAAGCAUGGAAUAAUUUGUAUUCUUACCUUCUGGCUAUAUUCUAUCUCACUGCACAUAUCUGUGAAUUAUUUUUUCUGUGGACCAGGAACUGCAGAAUCAUUUUUGUUGUGAACUAACAACUAUUUGUUCUUCCCCUUCCCCUCACUGCCUGCCAGCUCUGAUAUGACACACCAAAGAGCAACUUGGCAUAUUCAACAAACAGAUGGCUUAACAGGAGGAUAGAAAAGAAAUUAAUUACUUUUUUAUGCUGAAUGUUAUCAAUUAGAACACCAUCUCUGACAAUUUCUAGUAGACAAAAAUAGCUAGACUGUGGACGUCGUUCCUCCCCCCACCCCUUUUUCUUCAGGCAACAUGAAAAACAAAGGAAUCAGGACAUUGGAAAAUAUUAUUGCUGCUGGGCAAGCCUUCCAUUUGUUACUUUUGACUUUUUGGCUUUUCCUGGAUUAUUAUAGACUCUCCUUUUAUGUUUCUUUUUUCCUUUCUCUCCCCAUUCUAUUCUCCUUUAUCUCUCCUCUCCUUUUCUUUAUUAAGUUUUCUUAUCAAAUUUAAAUAUCAAUAGAAGGUACAAAAUGUUUUGCUGAUAACAUAAUUAUGAUUAUGAAAUGACAACUAGGAAAUAAGCUACACUUUUUAUUUUUCACUUCUCUCUACUUUUAUUUAUAAAGACUUAUUUAUAAAGACGUAUAAAGACUAUUGGUGAAGCAAAUGCAUCAAUUAGAGGAAAGAUCUCAGAAGAGCAUUCAGAGUUUUCAGAAAAAUAUUAAAGAAUUUGAAGAAGGAACUAAGAAACAUAUUUAAAAAGCAUGCCAUGAACUAUCAGCUGGACUGCCAAAAAUUAAUGCAAAACUACAAGAUUAAAACACAAGAAAUUCUAAAUAUUAAAAAGGAAAACAAAAAUCACAUAUAUCUAGAAAGACAAGAUUAUCGAUUGAGAAAGAAGAACAAAGAAUCAAAGUCUUGGAAAUUCAAUAUAGACCUAAUAAGCUACAUUUUAGAGGCAUACCAGAAGAUUUUGGGAGGCCAGACUUGGAAGAGAGAUUUCAGGAACUGCUACAAGGGCAUUCAAGAUUUUCACUCAAGAAUAAGCUAUCUCGACAUUUAUUGGUUUGCUUUACUCAUAAGAAAACACAAGACACAAUGCUAGAUGCAACAAGAGAAUUCUCAUUUACAGUAGCAGGAAAAGAAGUGCAGAUUUUUCAGGACUUACCACCAACUGUAUUCAGCAAAAGAACAGAUUUUAACUUUUUGAGAAAAAUUCGACAAGAAAAGGAAAUAAACUGGAACCACUGGAAAUAGAGGUACAUGUACGGAAAGGAACAUAAUCCAAAUAGAAGAACAAGCCAAGUUAAUGGCUGAAGAAUUGCAAACGGAGGAUCCACAUGGAGGAACUGAAGGAAAAACUUCAGGUUCUCUAAAGCAACGUUUCUUUAAGAGCUCAGGAGAAGAAAAGCCAGUUUGGUGUAGUGGUUAAGAGUGUGGGACUCUAAUCUGGCGAACUGGGUUUGAUUCUUCACUCCUCCACUUGAAGCCAGCUGGGUGACCUUGGGUCAGUCACAGCUUCUAGCUCUCUCAGCCCCACCCACCUCCCAGGGAGUUUUGUAGGGGGGAUAAUGAUGACAUACUUUGUAAACUGCUCUGAGUGGGUGUUAAGUCAUCCUGAAGGGCAGUAUAUAAAUUGAAUGUCAUUAUUAUUAUUAUUAAAAGGCCAUGGCAUCAAUAAUGGGACAAAAUUGAUAAAUUAAAAAUAGUAUAAGAAAAAAUUAAUGGGCUGAACUCCUACAAAACAUAGAAAAUUUUUUAACCAACUGAAUGCAGAUAUUUUAUGCUUACAAGAAACUCACAUAAAGAAGAAACCUGAACAUAUUUUAAAUAAUAAGAAAUUACGCAAUGUAUAUUUUGCCUCAACACCAAACAAAAAGCACUCUGUAUAAACAAGCCGCAAGUAGAAUAGAAGAAUUAAGAGAUUCAGAGGGAAAAUAUUUAAUUUUAAAAAUGAGACUCCUGGAAGGUAAGGUAUGCAUGUUAGCAACAAUAUAUACGCCAAACAAUGCUAAAGUGAAAUUCUUUAAGAAUUUUUUCCAAACUCUUAGAAUUUCAAGAUAAAGAAAUAAUGGUUUUUGGAAACAUGAAGGGAGUUUUAAAUCCAAAGAAGGACAGGUCCAGAAACUCUCAACGUCGAAAAUUACUGGAAAAUGUAUUCCAAUGUUUCAAAAUGCUAAACUUAGAAGACACCUGGAAGAUAGAGAUUUUACAUUAUUUUCUGAUGUACAUCAAACACACUCAAGAAUAAAUGCGUGUUGGAUAUCAAAAAGCCUAGCAAUAAAUUUAGACAAAGCAGAGAUUCAACUGAAAACAUUCACAGAUCACGAUCCCAUAGAGGUAGUUUGGCAAUGGAAUAGAAAAAAAAUAAGAGGCAGAUGUAAACUAAAUGAUGCUCUUCUAUUACAAGAUGAUAUAUAAUAAAUAAGUGUAAAAAGGA